AUGCCUCCUAUCGGUGACCUCCUGGCCCAGAUCUCUGGGGAGCCGAGCCCUAUCCAGGCAACAUGCCCUCCUCUUCCGAAGCGCAAGGCCAGCGAGCAACUCCGGAAGCCAGUUGACAAGCUGCAGAAGACAGACGAGCCAGCAGCCGACUACUUCCAGCCCCCCUCCCCGAUUAGCAGGACUUCGAAAGUCAGCAACUCGAUUACUGCGAUGACGCUGAGUACAAAGGACAAACCCGUGGCUAAACCCGCUGCUAAACCCGCUGCCAAACCCGCUGCCGAACCCACUUCCAAACCCGCUACCAAGCCCGCUGCCAAACCCGCCGCCGAACCCACUGCCAAACCUGCUGCCAAACCCGCUGCCAAACCUGCUGCUCGCCACUCCGCGUCGACGACGAUCAUCAAGAACGGACAGCCAACCCCCCCACCUGCUACCGAUGCGCCCAAGCCCGCUCCUAAGAAGGGGUCCUUUGCAGAAAUUAUGGCGCGGGGUAAGGCGGCACAGUCAACUCUUGGACAGGUCGGAAAGAUUCAGCACAAGCGUAUCGAGAAGAUGCCAAGUAAGCGUGAGAAGGAGGAGCUGAAGGCACAGAAGUCCUCGAAUCUCCAGAAGAACUUCGACCCGGAGAGCAAGUUCAGCAAAGUGGCUCCGUCUAUGGCUCGAAAUGGACAGAGCGUCAAGGAUAACGGAAAGGCUGGACAGAGUGGGGCGAGACAAGGUGGAAAGGGCCGUGCAGAACCCGAGCAGCCUGAGAAGAAGAUCAAGAAGGCUGCGACGGCUACGACUGGAUACACUGGAACUUCUCGACCAAAACCCGGUGGAUCCGCCUCGAAGCCUUCUGCCUCUGCCUCGUCGUCACGUUAUGAUAGAGGUCCUGAUAGGGACCGACAUCGGACGAACGAUAGAUACGGUGGUGCUCGUUAUGCGUACACCAGUGAGGAAGAAGACGAGGAGGAGGAGGAAGAGGAAGAAGACUACGAUUCUGACCUCUCUGAUAUGGAAGCUGCGGCAUUCGAAGUCGAUGACGAAGAGGAAGAGGCUGCUCGUAUUGCUCGCCGUGAGGACGCUCUGGCUCUGGCUGAGGAGAAUCGACUCAAGCGAGAAAAGGAAGAGAAGCGAAGAAGAUUGACUGCUAUGGCCAAGGCCAAAUCGAGCAAACGCUGA
Messenger RNA from Drepanopeziza brunnea f. sp. 'multigermtubi' MB_m1, 1164 nucleotides. RefSeq lists its product as uncharacterized. Lineage: Eukaryota; Fungi; Ascomycota; Leotiomycetes; Helotiales; Drepanopezizaceae. The record is from RefSeq and is a predicted model, not a curated record.